UUUCCAAAGGACACAGAAGAGAGGAAAAAGCAACAGUAUUCACAGGGAGCGCAGACAACACCGACCUGUGCGAUUAUUACGCUUCAUUAUUUUGGAAGGAAAACGCAGAGGAUUAUCUGUAAUACUUACGUGUUUACUAUCAGACACGUUCCUAGUACUUACGACAGCAAGGAUACUCUGUUUUUGGGUGUUAUUGUCGCUGACUGAAGGGAGAGCGCAGAGCUUGAGUGGCGUUCUCCGGCGUUCAGCGGUGGAAGCGGGAAGCGCACGCCGCUGUUGAGCUGAUGCGCGCGGCCUGUCCCUCAGCAGCGGCCCGCCAUGGCGGAGACCAAGAUCAUCUAUCACCUCGACGAGCAGGAGACUCCCUACCUCAUCAAACUACCCAUUCCCGCUGAAACCGUCACUCUGGCCGACUUCAAAAAUGUCCUUAAUAAACCCAACUACAAAUUCUUCUUCAAAUCCAUGGACGAUGAUUUCGGGGUGGUGAAAGAAGAGAUAUCUGAUGACAAUGCCAAACUACCGUGUUUCAAUGGACGGGUCGUGUCAUGGCUGGUGUCUGCAGACGGCUCUCAUGGUUCUGAUGGCGGUUCUGUGUGCGCCGACACUCAGGCUGACCUGCAGCCUCCUCUGGAGAGAACAGGAGGCAUCGGAGACUCCAGACCCCCUUCCUUCCAUGCGAAUGCCACAGGAAGUCAGGAUGACCUGGGCAAUGAUACGGAGCCGGAGGUGGGUCCAUCGCUGAGGAGAGAGCGGGAGAGAGAGAGAGAUCGAGAUAAAGAGAGACCUCGCAGGAAAGAUACUCAUGACCAUGGAGGUCGGCUGAAUGGUCACUCUCGAGCGGAGCGCCGGCCGGACAUCGCCGGAUACGAGAGCUCGUCCACACUGAUGAGCAGCGAACUGGACACCACCAGCUUCUUCGACUCUGAGGACGACGACUCCGCCAGCAGGUUCAGCAGCUCCACGGAGCAAAGCACAUCGUCCCGUCUCAUGAGACGCCAUCGCAGACGCAGGCGGAAACCCAAAGCACCCAGGAUGGAGAGGUCCUCAUCGUUCAGCAGCAUUACUGACUCCACCAUGUCUCUGAACAUCAUCACUGUCACUUUAAACAUGGAGAAGUAUAAUUUUCUGGGCAUUAGUAUCGUCGGGCAGAGUAAUGAGAGGGGUGAUGGAGGAAUCUACAUCGGUUCCAUCAUGAAGGGUGGAGCGGUGGCUGCGGACGGACGCAUCGAGCCUGGGGACAUGCUUCUGCAGGUGAACGACAUCAACUUUGAGAACAUGAGUAAUGAUGAUGCAGUGAGGGUCCUGCGAGAGAUUGUCCAUAAACCAGGACCGAUUACACUGACCGUGGCCAAAUGCUGGGAUCCAAACCCUCGUAGCUGUUUCACUCUUCCACGAAGUGAGCCGAUCCGUCCCAUAGACCCUGCAGCCUGGGUGUCCCACACGGCGGCGAUGACGGGGGCGUACCCAGUGUACGGUAUGAGCCCUUCCAUGAGCACAAUCACCUCCACCAGCUCCUCCAUCACAAGCUCCAUUCCAGAGACUGAGCGGUUCGAGGAUUUCCAUCUGUCUAUUCAUAGUGACAUGGCAGCAGUAGCCAAAGCGAUGGCUUCGCCAGAGUCGGGUCUGGAGGUGCGAGACAGAAUGUGGCUGAAGAUCACCAUCCCCAACGCCUUCAUAGGUUCAGAUGUGGUAGAUUGGCUGUAUCAUCGCGUCGAGGGCUUCACUGACCGCCGGGAGGCUCGCAAAUACGCCAGUAACCUGUUAAAAGCCGGCUACAUCCGCCACACCGUCAACAAGAUCACCUUCUCUGAGCAGUGCUAUUACAUCUUUGGAGACGUCUGCGGCAAUAUGGCCAGUCUCACCCUGCAUGAUCAUGACGGUUCUAGUGGAGCGUCUGACCAGGACACUCUUGCUCCGUUGCCCCAUCCUGGAGUGGCUCCCUGGCCGCUUGCUUUCCCUUAUCAGUACCCGAUUCCUCACCCAUACAAUCCCCAUCCAGUGCACGAGCCCGGCUACAGCUUCACUGCAGGCGGAGGCAGCGCCGGCAGCCCACACAGCGAAGGCAGUCGAAGCAGCGGCUCUAAUCGCAGCGGUACCAAAAACGACACCAACGCCGCAUCAGCAGCACCCGAGUCCGGAGGCCGAUCGGGGAGCGGCAGUGAGUCAGACAAAAGAGAGAAAGCUCCCAGCGAGUGCUCAGCGGUGCCACCUAGCGAACACAGCGUCCGAAGCUCACACACCAUCCGCAGCAGCCACUCGCACACCUCCAACAUGGUGUGCGGAGCAGCAGGACUCCCUCCACAACCACCCGCGGCUACAGCUCCCGGAUCUCCCCCAGAGCGAGACCUAUCCUCGGUGCCUCCCGAACUCACGGCCUCGCGACAAUCCUUCCGCAUGGCCAUGGGAAACCCUAGUGAGUUCUUCGUGGACGUCAUGUGACUCGGUUUAUAUAUGAAAUCAAGAACGACGGGGAGGAAAAUGAGAUUGGUGUCCCUCCUGAUGUCUCUCCUGUGUCCUGCGGCUUGCACUUUCUUCAGUGAAGAAGACUGGAAGUGAUCAUCACGUAUCCCUUCAUGCCCUUAGAGACUUGUGGUCUCUGGUUAAAGGUGACUCUGUGGGAUGCGGUGAUGAGGGCAGAGCGAAGGGGAACGCUUGCUGGGUUUUGUGUACUUUUUAUGUACUUUACCUGCAUUUCUAAAGUAUUUUUUAUCCUCUGACUGGCUUAUUUAAGGGAUAGUUCACCCAAAAAUUUAAUUUACUCACUAUUUUCUAACUUUUUCCAAACCUUUAUGAGUUUCUUUCUUCUGUUAUAUGCAAAAGAUGAUAUUUUUAGGACAGAUGAAAACCUGUAACCAUUGACUUCCAUUCGAUGUAAGUCAAUAGUUACAGGUUUUCAACAUUAUUCAGAAUAUCUUCUUUUGUGUUCAAUGGAGGAAAGAAACUUAAAGGUUUUGAACAAGUGACGAGUGAGGAAACUAUGAAUUUUCAGUUUUUGGGUAAACUACCCCUUUAACCUCAAUCUGUUUUUCAAUCAAAGGUUAACUAAAAUAAAAGAGAAAAGCAUGAGACGUGGAAAGAAAGAGGUUAUCCUCAACUUUUAAAUAAGCUUUUGUUUCGUUUUUUUAAGGAUGAACAAAUAAUUUUAAUGAUUUAAAAACAAAAGAAACACAAACUCGAUCAGAAGAUAGGAUGUUUGACGAUAAUUGUUUUUAUUUAUGACUUUUGAUUUACUGCUAAUAACUAUGGAGAGUGAGAGAGAGUGUCGAAGACAGAGAGUUUUUAAGUUUACAGACAGGACUUUUAAAGUCUGCCGUAGUUUUUGAGUUCAAAUUAAUGCACUUAACAUUUUGUUUUGGUUACUGUUAAUUGAUGAAUUGUGGACACAUAUACGAGGGACAUUUAUUAAUUGUUUAAAGCAGCGUUUCCCACACCAACAGUACACAUUUUCAGUCUCUUCCUAGUUAAAUACACCUGUAUCAACCCAUCGGAACAUAUGAAGAGAUUCCAAAACCUCAAAUAAAUGGGUCAGAAAAGGGAGACAUCCAAAAUAUGUAGUGUUAGUGUGCUUUCAGGAAUAGUGUUGGGAAACACUGGAGAAAAGGAACACUCCACUUUUUUUUUUGGAAAAAUAGGAUAUUUUUACAACUCACCUUGAGUUAAAAAGUUGAGUUUUACCAUUCAGCUAAUCUCUGGGUCUGUUGGGAGCACUUUUAGCUUAGCAUAAAUCAUUGAAUCGGAUUAGACCAUUAGCAUCUCACACAAAAUUGACCAAAAAGUUUUGAUAAUUUUUUUUCUAUUUAAAGCUUGAGACUUCUGUAUUUACAUCAUGUACUAAGACCAAAGAAAAGUUGCUAUUUUCUAGGCUGAUAAGGCUAGGAACUAUACUCUCAUUCUGGCAUAAUAAUCAGGAAACUUUGCUGCCGUACCAUGGCUGCAGCAGUAAAUAAUAUUAUGCAGCACCUGAAAAUAGUAACCAUGUCUUCAUGGUUGCAAGAUUUUCUUGUGCUGUGCAAUAUCAUUCCUAGUAGGGCUGCGCAAAUUGGAAAAAUCUGACAUUUUGAUAUUUUGUUUUGUUGCGAUUUGAUAUUGCGAUAUGAAUAUCAUUUCACCAGAUGAUUUGAAUAGCUCUUUUGGAAAGAUUUCAUUCAUUUAGAUUGAUUGAUUAGGAUGAUGAAGUCGUUUAUACUGUACAUCUGCAUAAAAUAUAAUGAAUUUAAAAUCAUAUAAACACGACAGAGCAAAAAUAAAAGUUAAAUAAACGGUUUUCUGUUGAGUAAAACAGUAUUUAAGAAUAGAAAUUGAACAGUCAAAUGUAAAAUAACAUGGUCAUUAUUGCAUAGAUAAUUAAAAAAUAUAAACAAUGUUUAAUAAUAUCUUUAUCAUUUAUUCUUUAAUAAAUAAUCUAAUCCUGCGAUUUGAAUAUUGCAGAUACACACUUUGCGAUAUCGAUGCUCAAACUAUAUAUUGUUCAGCCCUAAUUCCUAGCCAAAUUAGGCUACAAAAUAGCAACUUUUCAUUUUCUGUCGUUCUUGGUCCUCAAAACAAACAACCAUACAAAACAAACAGUUUAUAAAGAAAAUACUAAAGUAUAAUUCAUAUAAACUCAAUAAACAAUAAUUUGGCUCCUACACAAUGUAAUAACAGAAAAUUAUCGAAACUUUGGUCAUUUUUGAGCGAGAUGCUAAUGGUCUAAUCUGAUUCAAUUAUUUAUGCUAAGCUAAGCUAAAAGCGCUCCUCCCAAACCCAGUCAUAGGCUGAAUGGAUUAAAAAAUGAUAAAACUCUGGAGGAGUUGUCAAAUGAGCCUAUUUCCAAAAGAAAAAAGGGAAAUGUCCCUUUAAAUGAAAUCAAUUAUGAUUUAAUGUUGAUUUAAAGAACCUAAAUUGGGAGAUAUUAUGAUGUACUAUCAUUGAUUUUAAUAGUUGACAUGUAUGGAACAUGUACUGUAUUGACAUGCUAAUUCCUUCAAUAUUAUUAGCUGAUGAUGCACUAUAAUAUGAUCACGUGACCACUCUCUCACUCUCCCUCAAACAACACAGUACUUAAAUAUGUUGAUGUUUGUCAUACUUAACAAUCAGCACUCGGCUUUAUUGUUUCUCUUUAAACCUCCCAUUAUUUUUCUCAGAUGCAUUUAUCACAUUUUUAAUGAUCGGAUAGUAUUAAAUGGUUCAAUUUAAUACUUGCUGUACACUGUUUUAUGACAAAACAAAGCAAAUUGUUUUAUUUAUAAAUAUAGUUUAUUGCCUAAACCCUGAGUGGAUAUCUGUUUUUUUGUUGUUGUUUAUGAAAGUAUAUGUU
Messenger RNA from Danio aesculapii, 5296 nucleotides. RefSeq names its product segment polarity protein dishevelled homolog DVL-3. The transcript is spliced from 15 exons. Gene Ontology annotation, biological process: intracellular signal transduction; canonical Wnt signaling pathway. The record is from RefSeq and is a predicted model, not a curated record. Gene Ontology annotation, molecular function: frizzled binding. NCBI's taxonomy places the organism in Eukaryota, Metazoa, Chordata, Actinopteri, Cypriniformes, Danionidae. Gene Ontology annotation, cellular component: cytosol. The coding region runs from base 319 to 2439 and encodes 706 amino acids.